AUGGACGAGCUGAGCGAGGCCGAACUCCGGUACUACAAUGAUCUGUUCAAAGUCUGCAGCGAAACGGACGGGGCGGGUAAAAUUCCUGCCCAAAAAGCCACCUCGCUUUUCCGCUCGGCCAAUCUGUCCAACGAGAUCAUAAGCAAGAUUACGGCCCUAGCCGGUGUCCCCCAAACAGCGCUGCACCUCUCGAGACAACAAUUUUACGGUUGCCUCAAGCUCAUAGCGGCCUACCAAGCAUCCGUGCCAUUGCGCGAGGAAAUCCUGACCACCUCGAUCAAUCUACCGCUGCCACAAUUCAGCUGGAUCGAUCCGAUCGCCGGACCACCACUCGGUGCCGUUGAUCCGCUCGUAAGCGGUUCCGCUGCGGUGUCCUCCGGAGGGGUCAGUGGCGGUGGGACGCUUGAGAGGAAUGGCUUCGUGCCAGAAGUGAACAAUCGUUCUUCAACCGCCGCCAAACCGAUGGCGGGUGGUGGAAGCGCUGGUGGAGUGGGUGCAGGGAACACAACACAGGACAGUAGCACCUCGACUGGUGGCGAAAUGACCAAUUCCGACCAACCGAGCACCGAUUCCGAGGUCGAACACAACGAUGAUCCGGUGAAUAUGAUUCGGGGUGAACGCGAGCGCCACACGGUUGGGAUGCUGAAGGGCGGUGGCAUUGUGAUGAUUGGCAACACUCACCCGCUGGCUGGUGGUGGAUCUGGUGGUGGUGGUGGUGGUGGAGCAGGUGGUCAUGGUGGUUCACCGGAAGCGUGGAGUACGGCAAGCGACAGUCCAACGCCAACUAACAGCGUGGCCGAGCGCCCGUGGGCUAAUCAGAACCUCUGGCAGGGGCUGGUGUGUGAAGAGCAACGGCAGCUUCUCGGCACGGAAGAGGAGUCAUCCGAUCGGCAUAGCAGCGACGACGACGACCAGGAGAUUGAUCUCGAGUACUUCUAUCAGAUUUCGCAAACGCAAAAGGAUUACUACCUGAAGCAGUUCCGCACGAUACAACCGGAUGUGCACGGGUUGGUCAGCGGACCGGUAGCGAGGGUAUUCUUCGAGAAAUCACGCAUCCCGAUCGACGAACUGCGCCACAUCUGGCAGAUGUGCGAUGUGACACGGGACGGAGCACUCAAUCUGGCAGAAUUUACCGCGGCCAUGCAUCUGGUAGUGCUGCGCCGUAACAACAUUCCCGUACCGGCCACUCUACCACCUUGUUUAAUGCCCACGUUGCUUCAGCAUUCGCUCCUGCCACAGGGUGGUGGUCCGGGAACUUCCGGCCCUGUUGUUGGGACACCCGCGUCCGAUAGUGGCGUACCCGGUUCCAGUGGGGUCAACGCAUCCGGUAGCGGUACUGCUGCAAACGAACGAACCGAACCGGCCGAGGCGGAUCUGUUGCAUCUGGAAAGCGAUGAUAACGUGGAGAACAGCAGCCGGAAGCGGUUCGAUGCGCACAAGGACUACCAGCGGAUGGUUCCGGUACCGGACUCGUUGUCCUUCGCGAAGGCGACGUCGGCGAGUGGUAAUGGUCCGGUUAAUGUGACGGCGGUACACGAUACCAGCCCACCAUCGGUGUCCUCGGCAACUGGCGUUGGGAGCAGCGCUGGGACAACCGGUUCCGUAUCCGUGGCGAAUGCGACCAAGGGCAGUAGCAGUGGCAGUGGAAGCAGCGUCGGUAUCGCAGGACCAUCUGUAGCAGCGGCAGGCGUACGAAAAACACCACCCAGCAUGUCCCCGCCAGUGUUGUCGCAGCAACCGGCCGCAGCGAACCAAUCGCUGCAACAAAAGGCGAAACAAUCGGUCGAUCAUCCGGUCACGCCACCAAACACGAAAACCAACAAGGAAUGGAACUCGACCACUAAAGAAUGGACCAAAUUUAUGGAAUCUCCCACUUCCAACGUCUCUAGUCCGGGUCCAAAGCCAGUAAACUUUGAUCUGCAGCGAACGACGCAAGCAAUCGUGUCCAAUCCGCAUAUCGUCCAUCCAGUUCCGCUGCGAGUGACACCCGUUGGUGCUGAGGCAGUCGACAACGGCAGUCUAGUCUAUAGCGGAGACGCUCCCGCUGGUACCGGCGGUCUGCAAGUCAUCCAAACGCGUGACGAUUCAAGCCCAAAGCAGCAAAACACUCAACAGCAGCAUCACCACUCUACGCCGCGUGAUUCGCUGACGAACAGCGGCGAUCUCCGUGCCAUCCAAAGACCGCAACCGAAGAAGCCACCUUCCAAGGGUGUCGGUGCGAUUCCGCCUCCACCCCAGCGCGAGUCUGGCAGCAGUGGCCAUCCUGGCAGCUCGCUUAACGAUUCAAUGACAAUAUCACUAGACGCGUCCGGUUUUGCGACGAGUGGUUCGGGCGCCUCCACCGCUGUUGAUCGACAAUCUUCGUUGACGAAAAAACAAUCAGUCGAUCAGCAUCAACCACCGCCGCCAUUGCCACCACCGAGGCCAUCUGCCCAUCGGCACACGCGCAGUAGCAGCUUGGACUUGAACAAGCUGAAGCUCACGACGAGCGGAACCGGUGUGGCACCGAUUGGUGAUCCGCUUAAAAUGCCUCCACCACCGGAGGUUCCACCAAGGGUGACACCGACGGGUGAGCCAUCGGCAGGUGUCGGUCAGCAGGAUCACCGUCAGCAUCAUGGGUUUGCUGAUUUCGCUCACUUUUCGACGGGUUCCGGUGGGUCAUCCGGUCAUCGAGUGGGGUCGACGGGCGAUGCGAGCAACAUCACCACGAUCCAUCUGGAUGCGGCCGGCAAUAUGACACAUCAUUCCACGCCGCGCGGAUCCGGCACGCUACCGAAAUCGCUCGUCAUGCAUCAACCGCGCAACAGUGCGUUCGAGGUGUACCGUAAACCACACCAAGACGGUGCUCGUCCAGCCGCUCGCGGAUCUCAAUCACCUCCGCACCAACCGCAACCACCGCUGGUCACAUCACGCAGUGUCGAAUCGUCCGCGGUCGGGGUGGACUACGACAAGCGCAUAUCGGCUCUGAGCGACAGUCUGCGGCAGGUUCGGUUUAAGGCGAACGAUCCGCCACCACUUAUGCCGGACGUGCUGAAGCAGUUGAAGGAGCAGAACUUGCUGCUGCUGCGGAUAUGCAACGAUCUGAGCGAGGAGCUGUUGCACAUACAGCAGAAGCGUGAGGACAUUCGAAUCAAGAUCGAGUUGCAGGAGCAGAUACUGGGCAGUGGCAGUGCGAUGAUGGCAACCGGUCCAUCCUCGUUGCCAACCGUUCCGUCGGCGUCGACGUCAUCGGCGACCGUAGCGGCCACCCAUCAUGCUCACCAUCACUCCUCGCACCAUCAUGCGAAUCUGUGA
Molecule: messenger RNA, 3294 nt
Organism: Anopheles nili
Lineage: Eukaryota; Metazoa; Arthropoda; Insecta; Diptera; Culicidae
Gene: Reps
Product: ralBP1-associated Eps domain-containing protein 1
Exons: 6
Coding region: 1-3294 (1097 amino acids)
Biological process (GO): endosomal transport; endocytosis
Cellular component (GO): plasma membrane; cytoplasm
Molecular function (GO): protein binding; calcium ion binding
Source: RefSeq, a predicted model, not a curated record